Molecule: messenger RNA, 1276 nt
Organism: Dendronephthya gigantea
Lineage: Eukaryota; Metazoa; Cnidaria; Anthozoa; Malacalcyonacea; Nephtheidae
Product: GPALPP motifs-containing protein 1-like
Exons: 8
Coding region: 90-1070 (326 amino acids)
Source: RefSeq, a predicted model, not a curated record
UUUUCUAUUUUUCAAUGACGCGCGCUAACUGGUAGUGUUUCACAAACACAAAACCUCUGACAUGAUAAGACCACAGGCUCAACAACAAAAUGGAGUUUGGACCUGAACCACCAAAACAUUUGAGAAAAACACACAAUAAUCAAACACAACCUGCAACACUGAACGUCAAAUAUGAUGAUAAUAUAAAUAGUGACUCUGAGUUCGUAUAUGGUCCAGCGUUACCGCCGGAUUUAGUAGGAAAUGUCCGAAAUAAUGAAUCUGUUGUUCCUCUUUCGGACACAAUAUUAAAAAAAGAUGAUGAUAAUGAUGAUGAUGAUAAUGAUAAUGAUGAUAAUGACGAUGAUAGGCUAUUUGGUCCAGCAUUGCCUCCUAGGUUUAAUCAAAAUUCAGCAGGUAUUAUUGGACCAUGCAGACCUCAUGUUUCAUAUGAAGAUAACACACUGUCAGAAAGACAAACCAGCUUAGAAGAUGACGACGAUCAGGAGACUAUUACCAUUGGACCAAAGUUGCCUACACAAAAUGAGGAAGAUGAAUACAUAAAGAGGUGUAAAGAAGAAAUAGAAUCUCGUGCUAAAAUUAAAAAAGAUGAACUUUCUGAUAACAAGGGUACAAGAAGUAAGAAGGUUGAGAGAGAAGAAUGGAUGACAGAACUACCCCCAGAACUAGGAAAAAAUUUUGGCCUUGGUCCAAGAACGUUUCGAAGUAAAGAAGUAAAUCUUGGUGACAGAUCAGUUUGGACAGAUACUCCUUCACAAAGGGAAAAGAAAAAGGAGUCGUCUUCUAAACCACCAGAACAACGUGAAAAGACAAAAAAAGAAGUUGAUAUGGAAAAAUACGUUGAUGAGCAUAACAAACGAUAUCGUUCAGAAUCGUUAUUGGACCUUCAUCAAGAUGUUCAAAGGAAAAAAAAGAAAGCAGACGGUACUCAGUCAGAAAGAAGACCGUUUGACCGUGAUACUGAUCUGGGUUUUAGACAAUUGGAUGCUAAAAAACGAAAGUCUCUAAUAAAACAAUCAACACAUUUAAAUUCUAAGUUUCAAAACUCGAAACAUGGACCUACGUAUUUGUAAAUACGUCAAACAAUCUCAACUGCCAAUAUUGUAACUGAAGAAUGUUGAAUACAAAUAAGUGUUGCUCAGUCAAGAACGGACGAACAAGGCAAGCAACUGAGGCAAGGGCAAUUAGGCAUGCAACUGAGGCAAGGGCUACAGCAUACAAACAGACUUGAUAAAAUAUUUUUAUUCUUAAUGUACAUAGUAUUAUUAUAUUAUUCAGU